This is a messenger RNA of Symsagittifera roscoffensis, 2108 nucleotides long. Its product is annotated as arf-GAP domain and FG repeat-containing protein 1-like. Bases 30 to 2075 code for a protein of 681 amino acids. The record is from RefSeq and is a predicted model, not a curated record. Lineage: Eukaryota; Metazoa; Xenacoelomorpha; Acoela; Convolutidae. Gene Ontology annotation, cellular component: membrane; cytoplasm. Gene Ontology annotation, molecular function: GTPase activator activity. The transcript has a single exon.
UAGUUGAGUCCAACCAGUUGUUGGUUACCAUGCCAAGUCAAUCGGCGUCGGCCUCUGCUAAGCGCAAGCAGGACGAGAAGCACUACAACAUCCUCAAGGAGCUCCUGGCUCAGGACUGCAACAAAAAGUGCUUCGAUUGCGGACAGCGAGGACCUGUGUAUGUUAACAUGACCAUUGGAGCCUUUGUGUGCACAUCAUGCAGUGGACUGCUUCGAGGUUUGAGUUCGCCUCACAGAGUUAAGUCGGUGUCCAUGGCCUCAUUCACACCUGAAGAGAUGGAUUUUAUCCAGAAACACGGAAAUGAUGCGUGCUACUGUGUCUGGAUGGGUCGCUACGAGCAGAAGUAUGGAGUGGAAGCUUUCCCGGAAUCAAAAGACGAGCUUAAAUUAAGAGACUUUCUUCACAAAAAGUAUGAACAGAAGUUAUGGUAUGUUUCGGAAGCAAAAGCAAUGGAAGAAUAUGAACAAGCGCGGAAGAAGCGAGAAGUGGUUACCCUGAAAGAAGCAGCAUCGAAAGCGCCGAGUGCUUCUAAACCUUCAAUUCCAGUCCCAGCCAGCUCUCGUGAUUCAAGGAGUGGCAAUAAAGUCAUGUUAGAUGCCGCAAGGCAGGCCCAGGCUAACAAAGCACCUAACGGGGGUAGUAGAGCAUCACAGUCGUCGACAAUGGUGUCGAAUCAAAAUCAGCUGGAUAUGAUAUUUGGAAGUCAGUCAGAAAAACCUAUGGAGAACAAGCCACAACAACAACAGAAAGAAGUCGAGUCGAGAAAUGCUUCAAGUAGCAGCCAAGUUGCAGUUACUUCAAAUGAUCCUUUUGCUUCAAAUGCAGGCGAUACAAACAAAAAUGGUUUUGACCUGUUCGCAAAUUUUCCGUCAACAAAUCAGAGUCAACCAAGUAUAGUUCCAGCAACACUUCCAGCAGGAUUCUCCAGUUUUGUGGAACCCACGGUCAGUAAUGCUACUUCUGGUUUUGCGGCUGAUUUCAGCCAAAUGAGCCUAAAUAACCAACCUGUUAUGAGCGUAACGGCACCAAGCGCGUCUCAAGCGAAUGUUCAAGCAAAGCCCAACACCUCAGUUCCAACUGCAGUUGUAAAUCCAACUCCGAAAAAUGAAGACAAAUAUGCUGUGCUAGCAUCGCUUGACGAAGAACUGAAAAGUGGUUCCAGUAAGACACCAUGGUCCAAUGAUAUAACAUCUUCGAACUCUCCUAGAGGCGGUGGGGUUUUUUAUAACAUGUCACAGCCGAAUAGCAACCCAAUAAGUUCCGGACUUUCGAAUUCGGGAUCUUUUUCUUCUGGCAUGUUUGUAUCAGGAGGAGCGAGCGGAAUGCAUCUUCCGCCACAGCAAGGUAACAUGAUUCCAACACAGCAAAAUGUUAAUACCAAUCCAAUAGCUCAUGUGAACCCGUUCAACACCGGCUCAUCUGUAGCACAAGCUGGCAACCCGUUUGCGGACCCGAAUUGGUCACAGUUUUCUCAAGGUCAAACUUCGGUAUCAGCAGCUCCUAAUCAGUUCACCACACCUGUUCCAGGUGGGUUCGCCCCAAUGAGCCCAAAUCAGCAGUUUGGUGCUUUUGGGGUCUCUGGCCAAAACACUGGUUUCAAUGCCCAAUCGCAACACUUCAGUCAAAAUAUGGUCAACUAUCAGAAUCAAACUUUUGCGCAGCAGCCAUCUUUUAAUGCGUUCGCAGCUGGAAAUAGUGCUCAUAUGACUUCAAACGCACAGCCGUUUUCUCCAUUUAACAUGAAUUCUCAAAUGUCUGCGAAUCCUAUGCUAGCUCAACAACAAAUUCAAAAUGCAACAAAUUUCACGCCGUAUGCAAAUUCUAUCACUUCAAAUGGCUUCACUUCACAGCAAAAUCAAUGGCCGUCGCCAGUGCCAGUCUCAAAUCAAAACAUGCAGAGUAGUUUUGCAGUUGGGGGAGGGGGAGGGGGAGGGAUUGGCCCGUUUGCAGGAAUGACUCAGCCGUCAAAGUCUCAUCAGAGUGCAACUGUUGGUGCCGCUUUUCCCCAAAUGCAGUGGCCCAAUCAACAGCAAAACACGGCGUCGGCAAAUAUGAAAGCAAAUCCGUUCUUGUAAUUGUAAUAUAAUCAAUUAUAAAAGGAUCUUUUU